This is a messenger RNA of Panthera uncia (snow leopard), 1667 nucleotides long. It is a transcript of the gene LEP, whose product is annotated as leptin. Gene Ontology annotation, biological process: positive regulation of p38MAPK cascade; activation of protein kinase C activity; lipid metabolic process. Gene Ontology annotation, molecular function: peptide hormone receptor binding; hormone activity. The record is from RefSeq and is a predicted model, not a curated record. The transcript is spliced from 3 exons. The coding region runs from base 1 to 786 and encodes 261 amino acids. Gene Ontology annotation, cellular component: extracellular region. Lineage: Eukaryota; Metazoa; Chordata; Mammalia; Carnivora; Felidae.
AUGUCCCCAGCCUUCCGGGCCGUACCCGAGGGUGCGCGCGUGGCUCCCGGCGCAGCCGAUGCCUUCCCUCGAGGCCCCGGACCCGCCGCCGCCCGGCCCUACGGUGUCCAACGCUGCCCGGCAGGGCGGGGCCGGAGCUGGCACUCGGGGUGCGCCUGGGCCUGCCGGCCAGUUGCGCAAGUUGUGCUCGGCGGCUAUAAGAGGGGCGGGCAGGCAUGGAGCCCUGGAGGAAUCGCGGUGCCAGCAGCUGCGAGGCCCGACACGUACAUCCCGGGAAGGAAAAUGCUUUGUGGACCCUUGUGCCGAUUCCUGUGGCUUUGGCCCUAUCUGUCCUAUGUUGAAGCUGUGCCAAUCCGAAAAGUCCAGGAUGACACCAAAACCCUCAUCAAGACGAUUGUCACCAGGAUCAAUGACAUUUCACACACGCAGUCUGUCUCCUCCAAACAGAGAGUCGCUGGUCUUGACUUCAUUCCUGGGCUCCACCCUGUCCUGAGUUUGUCCAAGAUGGACCAGACAUUGGCCAUCUACCAACAGAUCCUCACCGGUCUGCCUUCUAGAAACGUGGUCCAAAUAUCUAAUGACCUAGAGAACCUCCGGGACCUUCUCCACCUGCUGGCUUCCUCCAAGAACUGUCCCUUGCCCCGGGCCAGGGGCCUGGAGACCCUCGAGAGCCUGGGCGGUGCCCUGGAAGCCUCACUCUACUCCACGGAGGUGGUGGCCCUGAGCAGGCUGCAGGCUUCUCUACAGGACAUGCUUUGGCGGCUGGACCUCAGCCCUGGGUGCUGAGGCCUGGAAGACCUCUUGUCCCAAAGUCGAGGAGAGAACCCAUGGCUCCCAGGUGUCUUCAGCAGAGAGCCUGUGUGGGUGUCCUUUAUCCAGGCCCCAGGCCAUUAGUCUCUCACACCUUUGAGCCACUCUUCCAAAGGCAUAAGCCUUCAAGGCACGAAACCAAAGAUAGAAUGCAUGAUUCCGUGCUCACCGGGAAGGGAGACCCACCGGGCAGUGAAUGGGACCUGAGGAUCUCACAAAAGCCUUCCUUCCUGUGCCACCUCCCCUCUCACCGCAUGCUUCAGCGUGACCUGGGGUGAUUUCAGGAGGCACCCGCUGAGCCUUUGGACCAUCAAGCGAGGUUCUGUCUGAGAAUUCUGAGAACACCAUGACGGUUACAUCCACAUAGCUGCAAACUCCCAAGCAACACAUUAUUUAUUCUGCGUUUUAGCCUGGAUGGAUCUGAAGCAAAACAGCAGCUUUUCCAGGCUCUUUGGGGCCAGCCAGGGCUAGGGACGCUGCUUCCAGCCCCGCUGGUGGGCCUGGCUAAGGCAAACCCAUUUCUAUGUGACUUGAGGGCUCUCAAGUUAGUUCUUUGGUAACUGGUUUUGUUUCUACCGUGACUGAUGUGAAAUUACAGUGUUUGCAAUGGUAUUGCCCUGAGCAGAUCUCCAAGGACCAGGUUCUUCCAAAAAGAAGAUGAAUUUUGUCAAGUGUGAUAUAUAGAUGUGUGCACCUGGAGGUAGGGGAACGUGUUAGUGGGAAGAGGAAGGAUCAGAACGUAUUCUCUGAAUUACAUUUGUGUGAUGGGCUCUUCGGAUGGGGUGGAGUCAUUUUCUCAUCUCUGCAGCCACUUAGUGUGGUUUUCUGGAAAAUAACAAAGGAGAUGACUCCUUUGG